This is a messenger RNA of Grammomys surdaster, 2190 nucleotides long. RefSeq names its product Rho GTPase activating protein 44 (gene Arhgap44). The annotation marks the transcript as partial. The transcript is spliced from 18 exons. NCBI's taxonomy places the organism in Eukaryota, Metazoa, Chordata, Mammalia, Rodentia, Muridae. Gene Ontology annotation, biological process: positive regulation of GTPase activity; neurotransmitter receptor transport, endosome to postsynaptic membrane; signal transduction. Gene Ontology annotation, molecular function: protein binding; GTPase activator activity. Gene Ontology annotation, cellular component: cytoplasm; dendritic spine; leading edge membrane. The record is from RefSeq and is a predicted model, not a curated record.
GACUCCCCGGUUCGCUCGCCGGGCUGGGGCUGGGGGCUUCAGCCUGGGCUGACCGCCGGGUGCCUAGGGCGGCCCCGGGCGUGGCACGGAGAAGGAUGCGGCGGGCGGACUAGGCGGAGGUGCUCUCGGGAGGCUGGGCGCGGGCCAGGCGGCUCCCCAGGCUCCGCAGUGCCGCCGCCGUCGCCCGGGAGGCUGGGCGCGGGAGCCAUGUAACCCUGCGGCGGGCUCCGGGCAGCUCCGUCCUUCCCCAGCUCCCGGGCUAGCGCGGCAGCGGGGCCACGAUGAAGAAGCAGUUUAAUCGCAUGCGCCAGUUGGCCAACCAGACGGUGGGCAGGGCAGAAAAGACUGAAGUUCUGAGCGAAGACCUUCUCCAGGUGGAAAAGCGCCUAGAGCUGGUGAAACAGGUGUCCCACAGCACACACAAGAAGCUCACGGCGUGUCUGCAGGGUCAACAGGGAGCAGAGGCGGACAAGCGCUCAAAAAAGUUGCCGUUGACAACACUGGCUCAGUGCUUGGUGGAGGGUUCUGCGAUCCUGGGAGAUGACACGCUUCUCGGGAAGAUGCUGAAGCUCUGUGGAGAGACGGAAGACAAGCUAGCUCAGGAGCUGAUCCACUUUGAGCUGCAAGUGGAGAGGGAUGUGAUCGAGCCCCUGUUCCUGCUAGCUGAGGUGGAGAUUCCAAAUAUUCAGAAGCAAAGGAAACACUUAGCAAAGCUGGUGCUUGACAUGGAUUCUUCCCGGACCAGGUGGCAGCAGACUUCCAAGUCUUCAGGGCUUUCCAGCAGCCUUCAGCCUGCGGGUGCCAAAGCCGAUGCCCUCAGGGAGGAGAUGGAGGAGGCUGCGAACAGAGUGGAGAUUUGCCGGGACCAGCUUUCCGCUGACAUGUACAGUUUUGUGGCCAAAGAAAUUGACUAUGCAAACUACUUUCAGACGCUAAUAGAAGUGCAAGCUGAAUACCACAGGAAGUCGCUGACAUUGCUGCAGGCUGUGUUGCCUCAGAUCAAAGCACAGCAGGAGGCCUGGGUGGAGAAGCCUUCCUUUGGGAAGCCCCUGGAGGAGCACUUGAUGAUCAGUGGCCGUGAGAUCGCCUUCCCUAUUGAGGCGUGUGUGACGAUGCUGCUGGAGUGUGGGAUGCAGGAGGAGGGCCUCUUCCGGGUAGCCCCCUCAGCCUCCAAGCUGAAGAAGCUGAAGGCUGCUCUGGACUGCUGUGUGGUGGAUGUACAGGAGUACUCGGCAGACCCCCAUGCCAUAGCAGGAGCUUUGAAGUCUUAUCUCCGAGAGUUGCCAGAGCCUCUUAUGACCUUUGAACUCUAUGACGAAUGGAUCCAGGCUUCUAAUAUCCAGGAGCAAGACAAGAGACUUCAGGCUCUCUGGAAUGCUUGUGAGAAGUUGCCCAAGGCUAACCAUAACAACAUCCGAUACUUGAUCAAAUUUUUAUCGAAACUGUCUGAAUAUCAGGAUGUAAACAAGAUGACUCCCAGUAACAUGGCAAUCGUCCUGGGACCCAACCUCCUUUGGCCACAGUCAGAAGGGAACAUCACCGAGAUGAUGACCACAGUUUCCCUGCAGAUUGUUGGCAUCAUCGAGCCCAUUAUCCAGCACGCAGAUUGGUUCUUCCCUGGGGAAAUAGAGUUCAACAUCACAGGCAGUUAUGGGAGUCCGGUCCACGUGAACCACAAUGCCAACUACAGUUCAAUGCCCUCCCCAGACAUGGACCCUGCUGACCGACGCCAGCCAGAGCAGGCCCGCCGGCCCCUCAGUGUCGCCACAGACAACAUGAUGCUGGAGUUUUACAAGAAGGAUGGCAUGGGUGUGAGGGUCAUGGACACAUCUUGGGUGGCACGAAGAGGCUCCUCUGCUGGUCGGAAAGCAUCCUGCGCCCCGCCUUCCAUGCAGCCUCCUGCCCCACCCUCCGAGCUGGCUGCACCCCUGCCUUCACCCCUGCCGGAGCAGGUCCCAGACAGCCCUGCCACUCCAGCUCCUGCGCUCUCUCCAUCAGGUGCCAGCCUGCAGCCCACCCCCGAGCGCCCCAGUGUGUCUAAAAGCAAGGAACUGUCGCCAGGGUCUGGGCAGAAAGGAAGUCCAGGUCCCAUCCAGGGGACAGCCUGCCCAGGGACGCAACUGGGGCCACAGCCGGCUGCCAGCCCCAGCCAGCUUCCUGCAGACCAGAGUCCUCAUACCCUCCGGAAAG